Suillus subaureus is the source of this 1368-nucleotide messenger RNA. RefSeq names its product Spc98 family-domain-containing protein. Gene Ontology annotation, cellular component: spindle pole; gamma-tubulin small complex; centrosome. The record is from RefSeq and is a predicted model, not a curated record. The transcript is spliced from 6 exons. NCBI's taxonomy places the organism in Eukaryota, Fungi, Basidiomycota, Agaricomycetes, Boletales, Suillaceae. The coding region runs from base 1 to 1368 and encodes 455 amino acids. Gene Ontology annotation, biological process: mitotic cell cycle; meiotic cell cycle; spindle assembly. Gene Ontology annotation, molecular function: gamma-tubulin binding; microtubule minus-end binding.
AUGCCACCCCUUCUGGAGGGUUGGAAGUACAAGUUUUUACUUGCAGGGAAAUAUCUUACCGUGAUACGUGAAUGUGGGAUCAAGGUGCAAGCUGGUCAAAAGAUGAAAUCGGUCCAUGAAGAUGAAAGCUUUACAAAUUCAUCGAAGACGCGUAUGCGCACACGAAUCGCACUCCCUUAUGCUCCCUACGGCAAGAUCAACAGCUCAUACCUCGGCUCCGCUCUCUCAAGCACCUUGCCCAUGAAGAAGCCCGCAAAAGGUGUCAGUGUCGAGGAAGAUACCUACCGUGUUCGCGAAGACGUGCGAGUUCUUGCUCAUCCCAAACAUGUGAUCGAUGCCCUUACACUCGAUUACAAUGUGAAGUUCCCGCUUUUGCUUGUCAUCUCUCGCAAAAUGAUUUGGCGUUACCAGUUUCUUUCUCGUUUUCUCUUGUAUCUCAAGCAUGUAGAACAAUCGUUCGCAACGAUGUGGACGGAACAGAAGACAAGUCCCUGGCGGCGUCUUGUACCAAACAUGCUCGAGUUCGAGCAGUGGGGACUGCGAAUUGCGCUCCUGAGAGCUCGCAUGCUCGCUUUCGUUCAGCAAAUACUAGCUUUCACGACAAUCAAGGUUCUUGAACCCAACUGGCGAGCGCUAGAGACGAAAUUGGCCAAGGUAGACCGGCUUCUGAGGGAUCACAUAGACUUUCUGGAUACAUGCCUGAAAGAAUGCGUGUUGACGAGUGCCAAACUGCUGAGGAGAUUUGUAGAGAGCCGCAGCCACCUCAAUUUUGGGCUUGUCAAUCAUGCGCUCUGCGCUGCCGUCCGGGACAUACUCAAGGACUACCAAACCCUCCUCUCUCAACUCGAACAUGCAUUCAACACCUCUCCGCAAUUCAGUCUACAGAAAUUAUGGUUCUAUGUCCACCCAACAGUGCAUACCCUAUCCCUUAUUUAUCAGCUCAUCCUCGAACUGGCUACCACGGAUGACGACAACGCCUCUUCUUCUUCCGAGUCUGAUCCGGAGCAGACGGCACGAGAUGAAGCACUUGGCCUCGGUGGGGCGAGGCUGAGGGCCGUUUUGUCUGACAUGAAGAAGAGUACAUCAGAUGCACCUAUUAAUGUGAAGGGUGGUGAAGUGCUGACGGUGAUAUACGAGCGGAUGCAGACCAUGUCAGGCGACCCCACCGCAGUCAAGGUAUACGGGACUCUUUUGACUGCAGCGGGGGUGCCCUAUGUCGAGAUGCUUCGAGUUUGGACAACUACGGGUCGUCUCGAAGACCCAUACGAGGAGUUGUGUGUCAAGGAGAGCAGUAAGGGCAUUUUAGAAGUGGAUCACACAGACGAAUAUUUGGGGAGGCGAUAUACGGUGAUUUUUCUGUCUGAGUAA